UAGUCCAAAACAUCUAAAACCUAAGAGGUAGAAAUUGCUAAGAACCUUAUUGUGGCCGACUAGGGCUAAGCUUAGCAGAGGGCGGAGAGAGGGAGCGAGUUCGCGGCAAUGGCGACCUACGACCUGACCCCGCGGAUAGCGCCGAACCUGGACCGGCACCUGGUCUUCCCACUCCUGGAGUUCCUGCAGGAGCGUCGUCUCUACGAGGACGAGCAGAUCCUGAAAUCGAAGAUUGAGCUCCUCAACAAGACUAACAUGGUUGACUACGCCAUGGACAUCCACAAGAGCCUCUACCAUACCGAAGACGUUCCACAAGAUAUGGUGGACAGAAGGGUGGAGGUAGUGGCAAGACUCAAGUCGCUGGAGGAGGCCGCGGCGCCGCUUGUGGCGUUUUUGCAGAAUCCGAAUGCGGUGCAGGAGCUUAGGGCUGACAAACUGUACAAUCUCCAAAUGCUUAAUGAGCGAUAUCAGAUUGGAACGGAUCAAAUAGAGGCAUUAUAUCAGUAUGCCAAAUUUCAGUUUGAAUGUGGAAACUACUCUGGUGCUGCUGACUAUCUGUAUCAGUAUAGAGCCUUGUGCACAAAUAGCGAGAGGAGUCUGAGUGCAUUGUGGGGAAAGCUUGCGGCUGAGAUUUUGAUGCAAAAUUGGGACAUUUCUCUCGAAGAGCUCAAUCGUUUGAAAGAAAUAAUUGACUCAAAGAGUUUUGCGUCACCAAUGAAUCAGGUGCAAAGUAGAAUAUGGUUAAUGCAUUGGAGUCUCUUCAUCUUUUUCAACCAUGACAAUGGACGGACACAGAUCAUUGACUUGUUUAACCAGGAUAAGUAUCUUAAUGCGAUUCAAACAAGUGCUCCCCAUCUGUUACGUUACUUGGCCACUGCAUUCAUUGUCAACAAAAGGAGGAGACCUCAAUUCAAAGACUUUAUAAAGGUUAUUCAGCAAGAGCAGCAUUCUUACAAAGAUCCCAUUACGGAGUUUUUAGCAUGUGUGUAUGUCAAUUAUGACUUUGAUGGGGCACAGAAGAAGAUGAGGGAGUGUGAAGAAGUAAUAUUGAAUGAUCCCUUCCUUGGAAAACGGGUUGAAGAAGGAAACUUUUCUACUGUACCACUGAGAGAUGAGUUCCUUGAAAAUGCCCGUCUAUUUAUCUUUGAGACCUACUGCCGAAUACAUCAGCGCAUUGACAUGGGAGUACUUGCGGAGAAAUUGAAUUUGAAUUAUGAGGAGGCUGAGAGAUGGAUUGUGAAUCUUAUCCGGAGCUCAAAGCUUGAUGCUAAGAUUGACUCUCAAUCAGGAACUGUGGUUAUGGAACCCAAUUAUCCCAACGUGUAUGAGCAGCUAAUAGACCACACCAAGGCACUCUCAGGACGUACUUACAAGUUGGUUAGUCAACUUCUGGAACAAGCACAGUCACAACCUGCACGUUAAAUCUGGUACAUCACCUUUUCAAAUUAUUCAGAAUUUUGUUUCUUUUGGGCUUGUGAGCGAAAGAUUCAAGUUUGUGUAAUUUUAGUAAGCAAUCUAAUUCCCAGUUAUUUUAUGAUAA
Messenger RNA from Juglans microcarpa x Juglans regia, 1540 nucleotides. Its product is annotated as eukaryotic translation initiation factor 3 subunit E. Gene Ontology annotation, molecular function: translation initiation factor activity. The transcript is spliced from 8 exons. The record is from RefSeq and is a predicted model, not a curated record. Gene Ontology annotation, cellular component: nucleus; eukaryotic translation initiation factor 3 complex; cytoplasm. Lineage: Eukaryota; Viridiplantae; Streptophyta; Magnoliopsida; Fagales; Juglandaceae. The coding region runs from base 109 to 1422 and encodes 437 amino acids. Gene Ontology annotation, biological process: translational initiation.